AUGGCUUAUUCUAGUCUUCCUGAGGGCCGCGGAGUCAAUUGUCUUCUGCUCGGGGGACCGCAGGGCCGUCUUGUCUGGUUGAAUAGCUGGACAUUGGAUACGAUACAGGUUAUACAGGUAAUUAUAUUAGGAAAAGUAACAUUUUUUAUAAACUAG
Messenger RNA from Protopolystoma xenopodis, 156 nucleotides. NCBI's taxonomy places the organism in Eukaryota, Metazoa, Platyhelminthes, Monogenea, Polystomatidea, Polystomatidae. The record is from the annotation of a GenBank genome assembly.